Malania oleifera is the source of this 1173-nucleotide messenger RNA. RefSeq lists its product as uncharacterized. The record is from RefSeq and is a predicted model, not a curated record. The transcript is spliced from 7 exons. Gene Ontology annotation, cellular component: cytoplasm. The coding region runs from base 63 to 968 and encodes 301 amino acids. Gene Ontology annotation, biological process: biosynthetic process. NCBI's taxonomy places the organism in Eukaryota, Viridiplantae, Streptophyta, Magnoliopsida, Santalales, Ximeniaceae. Gene Ontology annotation, molecular function: isomerase activity.
GUCUCAGUUAUAUCAGUCUUCCUCUCUCUCUCUCUCUCUCUCUGGCUCUGGCUCUGGCUUUAAUGGCAAAACAACCCGUGAAAUACUUCGUGGCUGACGCGUUCACUGACUUGGCGUUCAAGGGAAACCCGGCAGCGGUUUGUUUGUUGGAGGAAGAGAGAGAUGAGAAAUGGUUGCAGGCAGUAGCGACCGAGUUCAACCUCUCCGAAACCUGCUACUUGACUCGCAUCUCUGAUUCGGAGUCUCCCGACUCGUCCCGCGGAACUCAAAACCCUAGGUUUCGUCUCAGAUGGUUCACUCCCACCGCUGAGAUUGACCUUUGUGGUCAUGCAACAUUAGCAGCUGCACACGUUCUUUUUACGUCUGGUUUGGUAAAUACCAACAAAAUUGAGUUCUCCACGCUAUCUGGAAUUCUCACUGCCCAGAAGGUGCCUGAAAUUAAAAAACCAGAUAUAAACUGUCUGGAUGCUGAAGCACAACAGCAGUUCUUCAUUGAAUUAGACUUUCCUACUGUCAUGGUGGUUGAGUGCGAUUCAGUUGAGGUUUCAUCAGUUCAUAAAGCUUUGAAAGGUGCAUCAGUGAUUGAUAUUAAGAAGACAGGAAAUAACCUCCUUGUUGAGCUCUCAUCAGCGAAAACUGUUGCAGAUUUUCAGCCUGAGUUUGAUGAGAUAGAAAAAUGUCCUGGACAGGGAUUAAUUAUAACAGGGCUUGCACCUGCUCACUCUGGAUUUGAUUUUGUCAGUCGUUACUUCUGUCCAAAAUAUGGAGUCAAGGAGGAUCCGGUCACUGGGAGUACACAUUGUGCCUUGGCACCCUAUUGGUCCAAAAACCUGGGAAAGUGUGAUUUUGUUGCAUAUCAGGCAUCUCCUCGAGGUGGAACGUUGCGCCUGCAUUUGGAUGAGCAGAAGCAGAGGGUGCUUCUUCGAGGGAAAGCUGUUCCUGUGAUGGAAGGUUUGCUUUUAGCCUAAAUUUGCAGCAGUUGGCAUUCUGCAUGUACAAGCACGCUCAAGAAAUUUAUAAUUUGAAGGUUGAAGGUUGAAGGUUGUACCGUCUUUAUGUUGUAUUUUUAUCUCUCAUAUAUGUAAUGUUUUUUUAUUGCAAAACAAAAUUAAAAAAAAAAAAAAAAUUGUAAUGACUAUUGAUAAUGGAACCGAAACCCUCUUUAUCGGCUGA